Gracilinanus agilis (Agile Gracile Mouse Opossum) is the source of this 2754-nucleotide messenger RNA. It is a transcript of the gene TECPR1, whose product is annotated as tectonin beta-propeller repeat containing 1. The record is from RefSeq and is a predicted model, not a curated record. Gene Ontology annotation, cellular component: membrane. The transcript is spliced from 17 exons. Bases 10 to 2754 code for a protein of 914 amino acids. Lineage: Eukaryota; Metazoa; Chordata; Mammalia; Didelphimorphia; Didelphidae.
UGCCCAGCCAUGCCAAACUCCUUAUUGUGGGCUGUGGAUAUUUUUGGGAGAGUGUACACGCUUGCCACAGCUGGCCAGUACUGGGAACUCUGCAAGGAUGCCCAUCUGGAGUUCAAGAGAGUCAGUGCGGUAAAGCAGUGCUGCUGGGGGAUUGCCUGUGACAAUCAGGUCUAUGUAUAUGUAUGCUCCAGUGAUGUCCCCAUCCGACACCGGGAGGAAACCUAUGAGAACCAGCGGUGGAAUCCAGUUGGUGGUUUCUGUGAGAAGCUCAUGCCCAGUGACCGCUGGCAGUGGAGCGACGUGAGUGGGCUCAAGCACCAACAGCUGGAUAGUUUGGUGCUGCCAUCACCACACUGGGAGUGGGAGUCUGACUGGUACGUGGAUGAAAAUUUUGGAGGGGAACCCACCGAGAAAGGGGGAUGGACAUAUGCCAUGGACUUCCCUGCCACCUACACAAGGGACAAGAAAUGGAACUCAUGCGUGCGGCGGCGGAAGUGGAUCCGCUAUAGGAGAUACAAAUCACGGGACACUUGGGCCAAGGUCUCCUUUGCCGGCUGCUUCUUUGGGGAUGAAGUGAGAGGCAGUGGUGACUCCUUGGGCCCCAGUGACACCGAUACUUCCUCUGAGGCUGAGAGGCCAGGGCUGCUGCCUGAAGAUGAGUCGUGUUUGGGCCGUGGCAGGCUCCGUGGUGAAGAGGAGGCCGCAUUGUCUGUGAACAGAGAGGGCAAAGCUCAGGGCACGGCUCCGGCCGAACUCCCCUGGACCAACAUUGACCUGAAGGAAACUCGGAAAACCUGUGCUCACUCGGCCAGCUGCUUUGCUGAGACAUCCAGCCUCUCGUCCCUGGGGCUCUUCCCCAUGGGCUUGGAGGAGGGCUACGGAGCCGACGAUCACCCGCUAUGGGCCUGGGUGUCUGGAGGAGGAUGCACAGUGGACACACACACAGUUCUGAAGUGGUUCACUAUUCAGUCAGGUCUUUCUGCCUCCAUGCAGACCCUUUCUUUGUCCAUCACUCCUGCCCAGACAGCAGCGUGGCGAAAGCAAAUUUUCCAGCAGCUCACUGAAAGGACCAAGCGAGAACUGGAGAAUUUCAGACACUAUGAACAGGCUGUGGAGCAGUCGGUGUGGGUGAAGACUGGCACACUACAGUGGUGGGUGGACUGGAAGCCCCACAAGUGGAUUGAUGUCCGGGUGGCACUGGAGCAGUUCACUGGGAAUGAUGGGACUCGAGACAGCAUCCUCUUCAUCUACUACAUGUUCCAUGAGGAAAAGAAGUACAUCCACAUUUUUCUCAAUGAAGUGACGGUACUGGUUCCUGUGCUAAAUGAGGCCAAACAUUCCUUUGCCCUCUAUACCCCAGAGAAAACCAAACAGAGGUGGCCUAUCCGUCUUGCUGCUGCUACUGAACAGGAAAUGUAUGACUGGCUUGCCCUACUCAGUACGUCCUGCUCCGAAAGCCGAAGGAUCCAAGGCCGCCCUUCCCCCCAGGCCAUCUGGUCUGUCACUUGCAAAGGAGACAUUUUUGUGAGUGAGCCCAGUGUGGACCUAGAGGCACCAGGGCAUCCAAUGCCAUGUGACCAAAUGUUUUGGCGACAGAUUGGGGGCCACCUUCGGGUAGUAGAGUGCAACAGCCACGGGGUCGUCUGGGGCAUCGGCUACGACCACACGGCCUGGGUGUACACGGGGGGCUAUGGUGGAGGCUUUUUCCAAGGCCUGGCCAGCAGUACCAGUAACAUCUACAUGCAGUCUGAUGUAAAAUGCGUCUACAUUUAUGAAAACCAGCGCUGGAAUCCUGUCACGGGCUACACCAGCAGGGGUCUCCCUACUGACCGCUACAUGUGGAGUGAUGUGACAGGACUGCAAGAAUGCACAAAGGCCAACACUAAGCCUCCCUCCCUCCACUGGACUUGGGUUUCUGACUGGUAUAUUGAUUUCAACAUUUCUGGUGGAACUGAUCGAGAGGGAUGGCAGUAUGCAAGUGACUUCCCAUCGUCUUAUCACGGAUACAAAACCAUGAAGGACUUUGUCAGACGAAGACGAUGGGCAAGGAAAUGUAAGCUGGUGACCAGCGGGCCCUGGUUGGAAGUUGCUCCCAUCUCUCUCUGGGAUGUGUCCAUCAUCCCUGGUUAUGAGGAAGGCAGCAAGGACUCCAUUGCCCUUUGGGCCAUCAGUGACAAGGGGGACGUUCUCUGUAGGCUGGGCGUAUCAGAGCUCAAUCCAGCGGGUUCAUCUUGGCUGCACGUUGGCACGGAUCAGCCCUUCAUUUCAGUCUCUGUUGGGGCUUUUUACCAAGUCUGGGCCGUGGCCAGAGAUGGCUCAGCAUUCUACAGGGGCUCUGUGUCCCCCAAGCAGCCAGCUGGUAAGUGCUGCAGUUCCCCUAGCAGGGCCAGAGAACAAUUAGCUAACGUCUUGUAUCUUCUCACUUACCACGCAGUCUGGGUCAUUGCCAAUAAAGUUCAAGGAAGCCACAGCCUGAGCUGUGGGACGGUAUGUCAUAGAACAGGAGUGCAGCCCCGGGAGCCAAAAGGGCAAGGCUGGGAUUAUGGCAUUGGGGGAGGAUGGGACCAUGUUUCGGUGCGGGCCAACGCUACCAAAGCCCUGAAGGGUGUGUCUCAAGAGACGGCGGAAGACAAUCCCUCCAGAACAGCAGACCCCGAAGAGGGAGAUGAGAGCAGAGAGAGCAGCUUCUCUAACAAGACGAUGCUCGUUGUGCAUGCAGGGCACGAGGCGAAUGGCAGCGCAGUGACCUGCUGA